AUGCAGGGGCUCAGCGCCGCGCCGUCCGCCGCCUUCCUCCUCCUCCUCCUCCUCCGCCUCAGCGCGCCGCUGCUGCCGGCGGCCGCGGCGCGGGGCGCCGAGCGGGAGCUGGACCCCAGCAGCCGCCUGGCCGCGGGGGCGGCGCGGGUGGCACUGCACUACCUCAACUUCCAGGCGGCGUCCCCCGGCGCGCUGCAGGCGCUGGGGCAGGUCCGCAAGGCCACCGUGAAGAGCAUCCCAGACUCUGGUCACAAGUAUUAUCUGCAGUUCACUACCGAAGACUACAAAAGCAGGGAAAAUGCCGGGAGCUGCCUUGCUACAGUGUUGUAUCCAAAGACAAAGUCUCCGCCCGUUGUCAAUAUCAAGUGCAUUCAUACCAAAGACCAGAAGCAAAUCCAAGAAGAGGACAACAGACUUUACCAAAAAAUUAGGCAUCAAACCAAACCAAUAAUUGGAAACAAUAUUCCAGACAGCUAUGGCAAUAUUGAACCUGCCCUGGAGCCAGUGUGGGCUCUGGCUGUUGCUGGCAGCAGUUACAUCAUGUGGGAAAAGUCAACGGAGAGCUUGGGUUACUUCAUGGCACAAGUCAAGUCUGUGAAGCAGUGGGUAAGGAAAGAUGACUUUAUUGAGUUUGACUACACUGUCCUACUCCAUGAAAUUCCAACACAGGAAAUUAUUUCCUGUCACAUGCGCCUCACUUGGCUUCCUGGUCACCCUCUGAAAGUGAAAUACUUCUGUGCUUCAGAGAAUCAGGGGCUCGAAGAUGGAUCUGGAAUGGAAUCAGGAUCAGCUGCUGGGAUUUUACAUGAAAGGGGAGCAAAUUUUUAAAAAAGAUCAUCAGCUUUAUGUAUGUGUAUUAAAUGAGAAAAUCCUUGGGUUAAGAGACCUGGAGUUGUGACAAUUUGUCUAUACAAGUCGAACAGUGAAUUUGAAUGCUUUCACUAGUCUGUUUUGUUCUGGAAUUAAUUCCUAUAGUUUCUUAAGCUGCAAGACUCAUGUUCUAGUUCUACCUAAAAACUUUGCUACUACAUAUAUACACACACAAGCUGAUUUUAUGUCACAAACUUACUGUUACUUAGAGUAACACAGUUUGUAAACAAAGUUAAUAUAUUUGGAUGAAAAUCUUGAGAAAAGUGUUAAUCUGUCACUAAGAAAUAUUUGUCUACUAAUUUUUUUUUCCUUUUUUUUGGGAUAGACACAUGCUGAUUUUUAACUUACAUCUCCAAUAAAACAAAUACCGUUACGCAGGGUCAAGGUUGGGUUUUCUUUCACGAUGCUGCUGUUGGACCCCAGCUUUCCAUCUUCUCCCAGCGUCUGGCCUUUUUUAAAAGGAUGCAGAUGAGCGUAGGCAGCGAAAUGUCUCCCUGCAAGGCCCUACGGAUGCCGGUAACCAGAAUCUGCACGGCCCUAGUCCCGCUGACGCACUGCCGUUCCCUGCAGUGUGAGAUUACAUAAAAAUAAGUUUCUUCUCUCGUAUUUGCCAAGGCAACUCAGAAAAUAUUGAUGUAAGGAAAACAUGUUUUGUCGUCUCCCCGCAUCUGUCACCAGUCCAGAACACUGCAAGGCAGCGUCUGUCAGCCGGAAAUGGAGGACGUUGUCUAUUUACAGUACAACACAGUUGUUGCUAUUUUACCUUGAACGAAACCAGACAGAACUGCAAAGACAGGAAGGCUCUGUACAGAUGAGUUUCCACAUUUGGGUUUGGUGGGGAACAGCCUGCUGCCAGAAUUCCCCGUCAAACAGCUCUUAUAUUAAUGACUGCCAUGUCUUGUACCCGUCCUAAACACAACAAAGUCCUACUGCAAGAACAUGGUUUUGUCCUUUCACACCCAAUUCUCCAUUUCGGUUUGCAGCAGACCCAUUGUCCCGCCCUUGUUCUCCGAGAUUGUGCCACACUGUCUCAAGUUUGGCAUUUUUUCCUCACCAUUAGCAAGAUUCCUGCCAGCUUAAAUGAACUCCUUAUCAAUAAGUACACCUUCCUUAGGAAAACAGGCGAUGGGCUCUGCCCUCUGGGGUGGCUAUGUUCUUUGUAACUUGUGGUAUAUCGCGCUAUCAUUGAUCUAUAAUCGGUAAUGAUGAUUAAGGUAUUCAACAUGAAAGCCCCCACUGGGGGAUAUUUAGGCUGGGUGAUCUGUUAUCCCCCCAAAUUCAGGCAUUUCACACAAGUGUAUUCGAGUCUGAUAUACUUUUACUGACUGAAGCUUUUUAUAUCAGCACGUAAUAGGCAUUACAAUAAAUUCAGUGAA
Molecule: messenger RNA, 2246 nt
Organism: Gavia stellata (red-throated loon)
Lineage: Eukaryota; Metazoa; Chordata; Aves; Gaviiformes; Gaviidae
Product: ovocalyxin-32
Exons: 6
Coding region: 1-828 (275 amino acids)
Molecular function (GO): metalloendopeptidase inhibitor activity
Source: RefSeq, a predicted model, not a curated record